Molecule: messenger RNA, 1331 nt
Organism: Penaeus vannamei (Pacific white shrimp)
Lineage: Eukaryota; Metazoa; Arthropoda; Malacostraca; Decapoda; Penaeidae
Source: RefSeq, a predicted model, not a curated record
AUUACUGUGACAUUUACCUCAACGCAGACAUGAAAGCGAUGUGAACUAACCAAGUACACAUUUCGACCCUCGAACGACUUUGGAAGGAAAGAGAAAGAAAAGACCUAAAAAGAAUCAGAAUGAAAAGACAAUAAGAGAGAAAUCAAGAGAAAAAAAAAUCAAAUACGAAAAAAAAAUCCACCUCCCCCUCCAAAAAAAAGUAGAAAGACCAUACGAAAUUCGAAAGCAAAAAAACAAAUCCCAUCCCUUUCUUUUUUCUUCUCUCUCCCUCUUUCCAUAUUCCCCUUCCAUUUCGAUUUUGACUUUCCCGAAGGAUGGAGUCGCCAGCAGAGCCCCCAGAACCCGUCCCGUCGGCGUCCCCUUCGCCCUCGCCCCCCACCUCGCCCACGACACCUGAUGAAGUCAAAUUCAAGAGCAUGUUGCAGGUGCUCUUGAAGACGAAACAGGAGGAAGAACUCUCCAAGAAUAUCGAGUACAAGGAGAAACGCGAAGAGGAGGAAGAGGGAGAGGAAGAGGAAGAUGGAAGGAAUAAUGAGAGAGAAAAAGAGGAAAGCAGUAAGAACGCGGUAAAUGAAAAGGGAGAGAAUAAGAAAAAGAAUGAUAAACCAAGCAAGGACGAGGAAGAAACGAGUGAAAGCAAGAAAAAGAAAGAAACAAAAAUGAAGGAGAAACACAAAGAGGAGGUAAACAGAGAUAAGGAAGUAAAGAAAAGCAAGGAAACCGGAACCAAGGAAGAAAACAAGAAUAAGGAAAAUAGAGAAAAGGAAGAGCUAGAGACCAAAGAAAAGAAAGACAAGGAAGAAAAUGAAAAGAAGCAAAAGAGACCGAGAGAAUCAAACAAUAACAAAGAAGAGGGAGAGAGGAAAUCCAAGAAAGAAGACAUAGAAAGCAAAGCCAAAGAAUUAACUAAGAACAAGAAAGACCAAUCAAAGGAAACCAAAGAAGAGCUAAAAGAAAAGGACAAAGCAAAGAAGAAGGAAGAAAAGACGAAAGAAAAGGACACGAAGAAGAAGGAAGAAGAAAAAACGAAGGAGAAACGAGAGGUCAACCUCCCGAAGAUCGAAGUCGACGAGGUCACCUCAGGUCAAAGGUCGGACGCAGCGGACCAAGGUCGACCUCCAUCCACCAGCUCGUCCUCCACUUCCUCGCCCGCUCGCUCGACCUUGACCCCGCACCCUAGCUCGUCCUCGACCAAGGCCAAGGGCAACGAGGGAGGGAGAGCGGAGGGGAUCCUGCACAAGAAAGGAAAGUACCCGCCAGGCAAACUCCACGCGCAGAUAUGGAAUAGAAAUUCUGUUCUCAAGACACAAAUGAUAGUUUUAAAAGGUUAG